GAACAAGCACAAAUCUGCGGAUUGCGUAGUACUCGAGCAGGGAUGCUCGAUCGUCUCCUGCUGUUUUAGGAGUAGUCCCUUGGAAAUGUAAGAAGCAUAUCGGGCGCGGAGCGUGAAGUCGUGCUCGCAAUUCCGCGGGCCGGAAAACGCAUCGGCAAGAAGAUGUAAAGUAUGUGCAUAACAUCCAGGUCUGUCAGUAUGUAAAUGCGCCGUCCUAGGUUUGGGUUUAAGGUCACGCUAACUGUUGAAACAACGUGGUUGUGGACUUGCGCGAGCUGCAAGAAGACGCAUCCCCGGGCCUUGGAUCCCCUGACAAAACUGCACUUCGCUCGCGGGCCCCGAAAACGGUCGCGGUUUGUUAGCUGCGUGUCAACACUCGGCCGUGCAUACCGCCUCGUAGACCGGAUGCCUGAUCUGGCCAAUUGCAGAGACCCCAAGUUCCCUGGAUUCGGGAUAAGACCGUUAGGAAGCAGAGAGAUUGCUCUUUGUUUAUGCGUUAUGGUUAUUCCUUUCCGCUUCCAGAAUUGGGAUAUCCGUUACUCCAUUCCUACUGUAUGUACGGAUUUCGCUGUUUCGCAUGAUUCCGAUGACCGGGCAGGGCCAUUGGACUUUGUUUCCGCGCCGCACAUAGGAUCUUCACCCCUGAGUCCUGUCACACAUGGUUUGGUGACGAUGAAAAUGCUGACAUGCUGCACUCCUUCUGCAAGUAUAGAAUGGGACUUUCGACGGAACGGGCCGGCCUAGUUAGGAAGGAGAGCAGAAAAGAACGAAGAUUUUCCCGCUUCUCUUGCUCUAGGUAUUCUGGUCUUACCUUUCCUCUUCUCCGUUCCUUGUUCUUACGGUAUUUAGUCAGCUCCCCUGCUCUUUAUGCCUUCGGGGAGUCUUCACGGAUUUUACAGAUUUCCAUAUCCAGGAAUCCACCCGUCCACGAAAAGUCACAUAUCCGAAAUAUCCCUUUACUUACAACCCCCUUGCUCUGACACGGCCCGGGCGUUGGUUCAAUCUAGAAUUUUCUCGG
Xylaria bambusicola is the source of this 1018-nucleotide messenger RNA. RefSeq lists its product as uncharacterized. The coding region runs from base 205 to 744 and encodes 179 amino acids. The record is from RefSeq and is a predicted model, not a curated record. NCBI's taxonomy places the organism in Eukaryota, Fungi, Ascomycota, Sordariomycetes, Xylariales, Xylariaceae. The transcript has a single exon.